This is a messenger RNA of Helicoverpa zea (corn earworm), 3696 nucleotides long. RefSeq names its product D-3-phosphoglycerate dehydrogenase-like. NCBI's taxonomy places the organism in Eukaryota, Metazoa, Arthropoda, Insecta, Lepidoptera, Noctuidae. The transcript is spliced from 8 exons. The coding region runs from base 160 to 1149 and encodes 329 amino acids. The record is from RefSeq and is a predicted model, not a curated record. Gene Ontology annotation, molecular function: phosphoglycerate dehydrogenase activity; NAD binding.
CAUUGUCGUUCGUUCAUUGGCCGUUAACGAAGAUAAGUGGCGACCGAGCGCCACGCAGCUCCAUGCGCUCGGAACAUAUUCGCUCAUUCCUCAGUAUUUGUCCAGACUCCAGACGCGCAACAUCGAGCACCCUCAGCCAUCAACCGCCACUACAACAAAAUGGUUCUACAAAUUAAUUCAGUGCUGGUCGUCGAUGGCGUCGGGUCCAACUGCACGGACAUACUCAAUUCACAUGGCAUCAGUGUGAUCAACAAGCCAAAGAUCAGCAAAGAAGAACUGCUCCAAGAGAUACCGAAAUAUGACGCGUUAGUGGUAAGAUCAGCGUCUCAAGUGACCAAGGAAGUGCUGGAAGCUGGCGCGAAGCUGAAGGUGGUGGGCAGGGCUGGUGCUGGCGUGGACAACAUCGACGUGACUGCCGCGCAGGAGAGAGGCGUGGGGGUCAUCAAUGCCCCCGGAGCAAAUGCCCUCAGCGCCUGCGAGCUGACCUGCAGCCUGAUCCUCAACCUGUCGAGGCAUGUGGUGCCUGCCGCCGCAGCCCUACGCGGCGGCAGGUGGGACCGCACCCUCUACACCGGCACGGAACUCAACGGCAAGACUCUCGCCAUCCUCGGUCUCGGCAGGGUCGGCAGAGAAGUCGCCGUCCGCAUGCAGUCCUUCGGCAUGAAGAUCAUCGGCUACGACCCGUUCGUGUCGGCGGAGCAGUGCGCCAGCUUCCACGCCACCAAGAUGGAGCUCGAACAGAUCUGGCCUCUGGCUGAUUACAUUACACUGCACACUCCUCUCAUUGCCUCUACUAAAAAUUUCAUCAACGCCAAAGUCCUGGGCCAAUGUAAGAAAGGCAUCAAGAUUGUUAACGUAGGACGCGGCGGUCUUAUCCAGGAACGUGACCUCCUCGAUGGACUGAACUCUGGACAGGUUGGCGGAGCAGCUCUUGACGUCUUCGAGCAGGAGCCGCCUACAGAUCCUUUGACCUUGGAGAUCAUCCAGCACAAAGCUGUCAUUGCCACUCCUCAUUUAGGUGCUUCAACGAAGGAAGCCCAAGUGCGAGUGGGUCAGGAGAUAGCGGAACAGCUGGUGAACCUCGUGAAGCCUGGCAGCUACAGCACUCCCCUCGCCGAGGUCACCCGUGUCCUCAACAAACAGGCUUGAACAUGGAGUUCGGUUAUCUCGCACUGUUACAACUAUAUUUAUGUACUUAUAGUUUAAUUUAUUCUGGUAAAUAAUAACACUGGUCUACAGCAUUUUUGUCCCAAAAGUGAAAUAUAGAAUAAAUUCUUGUAGAAUGUAUGAUACGUAAUCGAAGUCCAUAACAUAAAUUUGCACUAGCACGUCGGGAUUUGAAGAUGUACCCCUCCGAAAGUUCUAAAAACGCGAUAUUUACGAUGUUUGUCAAUUUUUUUUAAGGUCAGCAAAAUUGUUUGGUAAUUUCUAACUAAAGCAUUAUAUAGUACCUACCAUUGAUUAUACACUAAUUCUGGAAGGUAUAGAUACGCCACUCUCUCUCUCUUUCAAGCUAUUUAUCCCACAUGGUGGUGGUCUGCUUUCCUAAUUUUUCUUCUCCACUUCGCUCUAUCUAAGACAUCGUUCUCUGAGAGCCAAAAUUUUGAAAACUAUAUUUAUGCAGACUGGGUAAACAGCGCUAUAGGUGGCGCUAGUACUACCAGAGUUACUUAAUUUCGUACAACAUUUUAUACUUGUUCAUUUGAUAAACGAGUACCCCAUCAAACUUACACCUUGCGGCCACCGCGCGGACUACGAGCUUGCACCUUGCAGACAACGCGUAGUUAGCGCGCUGGCAGCUAGCCGUAGUCUAAAUUCGAGGCGACGCCGUGCUGCAGCUGUGCUAUUGCGGUGCCGGUAUAAUGUGCCAUGACCUCAAACCCAUUACUCUAAAUUGAUGUUCAAGCCAACCAGAAAAAAUAAAAAGAAAUAUAGAUUUAUUAAAAUGCUUUGUGCUGGUGGCUCCAGUGAAGUCUACAAAGUACUGGAAGCGCAUAAACCUGUCCAGGAGCCCGGACCCUGGCGCAAAGUUACAACAUGAAAACAUGCGGCGCCGACCAUGCGGUAUCAAAUAUUCUACAAGAAAUUAUAUACUUACAUCACUUUUGUGACAAAAAUUAUAGCAAUUUGCAGACCAGUGUAAUUCAUUUAAAACUCUAUCAGGUAUCACACGUCACAUCACAUCAUAUCCUCGAAGUUUAAAUAUUUAUAUAUGUACACAGCUUAUUCUCCCUCAAUAUCUCAAUACUUUUAAUCAUAAUACAUUAUAGCUCUGACAGCAGUUUAGCAAAAUUAUUGACAAAAAGUACUAAAUAAUAAACAUGUUCAAACAUUCAAAAACAAAUAGAACCUUCAUGAUUAAGUAGUUAAGUAAUUCUCUAAAUCAAACAAUCACAUUAAAAAAUCGUAUCGUAUUAUUCUCCCUCAAUACUGUUAACAUACAUUAUAACACUGACAGCAGUUUAGCAAAAUUAUUGACAAAAAGUACUUUUUCACUACUGGAAAAGCUAGUCUUGAAUAUAAACAGUUUAUAAACCCUUUCACUUAUGACAUGAUGACAGUCUAUAUAAUAAACAUGUUAAAAAAAUCAAAAACAAAUAGAACCUUCAUGUUUAAGUAGUAAGUAAUUCUCUAAUCAAACAAUCACAUUAAAAAAUCGUAUCGUAUCGUCGAAAUUAGUAAAUUGUUAUUUUGUGGAAGCUACAUUGUCAAAUAAAUCUUUACUAAUUGUUUAUAGGUAGUAUUAAGUCUAUUAUGUUUAAGUUUAGUUUAAUUUAUAUAGUAGGUAUAGUAUUAAGUCUAUUAUGUUUAAGUUUAGUUUAAUUUAUAUAAGUACCGUCAGUCAAAUAAAAAAAUCAAAAACAAAUAGAACCUUCAUGUUUAAGUAGUAAGUAAUUCUCUAAUCAAACAAUCACAUUAAAAAAUCGUAUCGUAUCGUCGAAAUUAGUAAAUUGUUAUUUUGUGGAAGCUACAUUGUCAAAUAAAUCUUUACUAAUUGUUUAUAGGUAGUAUUAAGUCUAUUAUGUUUAAGUUUAGUUUAAUUUAUAUAGUAUAGUAUUAAGUCUAUUAUGUUUAAGUUUAGUUUAAUUUAUAUAAGUACCGUCAGUUGCAGAAACGUCCAAAAAAAUUAAAGCUCCAUUAAAUCUAUUGCUGAAACUGAUCUUGUUGACAAAGAUAGAUUUAAAGAAGCUGCUUUAAUGGAUUUUUGUGCACGGUUAGAAUAAGUCUUAGUUUUUAAAAAAUCAGUUCACAGGUACAAUCGUUUUUUUUUGUAAAACUGUUGCACGUUGAAAUAAAUUUACAUAAAGGCCGGCAAUACACGGACCGCUUGAAGCAGUCCGGAAGGACAGCUGUCGACUGCACAGUGAACUGCAGUUCUAUGGACGCACACGAAAAAAAUGAUGACUUUGAAAAAUUUCUUAUAGCAGAAUUUUACUUUGAACAAGGCACACUUUUUACAGGCUAUGUUUAAGUUUAGUGUUAAGUUUAUUUUGAAAUAAGUAUUGUCAGAAUGCAUGAAGUUAUUUAGUUAGUUAUGUAGUUAGUUUAUUUAAAAAUAAAAUAAAAUUAUAAGAAGAAGACUAUUUGAAAAAUGACUUUCAGCAGGGUUUGAACUUUUUAUUUAAGUAUGCAUGUUUUCUAAAUUAAUUGGAAGCUGAUUGUGGAUGCACCAAUAAAAUUAAUCAAUAUACUCAA